This is a messenger RNA of Drepanopeziza brunnea f. sp. 'multigermtubi' MB_m1, 828 nucleotides long. The record is from RefSeq and is a predicted model, not a curated record. NCBI's taxonomy places the organism in Eukaryota, Fungi, Ascomycota, Leotiomycetes, Helotiales, Drepanopezizaceae.
AUGGCUGGCGUUGAUCCUCCUUUUUCCUGUGGGUGGGCAGCCCUUCUAGCUCUUUUCGCGCUUCUCCGCGCGCUCUCAACCACUCCCUGGCCCGUUUUGCGCAAUCGAAGCAGCACAGCCCAUACUCCCAGCACCCAAGGCACGGAAAGUAUUCGUAGUGUGACGAGUGCCAUUCGCGAUUCGAUCGAGCUCGUUGGCGAGAAUGCCAAGGUCUUCCAGUGCGAUGGCGGAUUAGAUGUUCGUAAUGACCGUCAAGAAAAGAGAUCUGCAGAUGUAUACCAGGCCAUCGAUGGCCUGGCCCGAUUUCCAGUACGCUUGGCCAGAGAAAAUGGCCCACAUCGAGAAGGGGAAGAAGGCCAGGGGGACAAUGAAGUCCCGAGAACUGGAUUCGAGAAAUUGCUAAAUGAUCAAUACGAAGCUUUCGAGGGCGUGGUUUUAGAAGAGAAGCAAGCAGAUGUGGAGGCAGCAGAGAUGGAGAAAUGGAAAAACGAAAACACAGCGAGCGAGAGACGCCUUAGUAAGCCAAGAUGCUCUUCUUUCCACAGGGCGGGAUCGACUCGCGAACUCAUUUACGCCAACGCCACCUUCCCCCCUUUACCGGACGACCCAGGCCAGCGAGCUUCUCGGAUAUACCUUUCAUUCACUCAGUCAAAAGACGGGACUGGGUGCAAAGGUUGCGCGCCGAAAAUCUUGCAUUCUUCGUUUUUCAAGAUGCUCUUCGGAUCAUAUAGAAACUUCCAAACGGCGCUAAAAGUACAGCAGUUCCCAAACCAGCGUGGAUAUCUGGCCCUCGUGCCCUCCAGUUCUCAACACACUGAGAACAUAUAG